Echinostoma caproni is the source of this 972-nucleotide messenger RNA. The record is from the annotation of a GenBank genome assembly. Lineage: Eukaryota; Metazoa; Platyhelminthes; Trematoda; Plagiorchiida; Echinostomatidae.
AUGCUUCAUUCGGUCGCGAGAAUAUUAGCAAAAUCUGAUAAUCAUUUCAGCGCUCAUGAAGCUGAUUCAAGCUAUCCUAACCAAUCAUUCAGAUUAAACGAACCUUCGGCCAAAGAUGAGAGGAGACGUGACGUUGGGAAUCUCAAAGAGCUUGACGACUACCAGGCAGAGUACGGUGGAACUGGGGACAAGGAGGACAACUCAGCAACUCUAUCUUGGUUCACCUUAUCCGCAUUGAACAAAUGGCAAAACUUGGGCUGCACUUCCAACAAUUUUUACAAAACCAGUUUCGGAACCUGGAGUUCGGGAUCUCUGUAUCCAAAACCAGAUCUGUUUCGUUAUUCAAAUUGUGACAGUGAUAUGAUUGAAAGUGCCUACUUUACAACGCCUGAUUCGACAUUUUACUGGAUGAAAAAUCGGACUCCUAAUUCAGAGGCAUUACCAAAACCAUUAGUAUCGAAUGAGAUAUUGGCGGUUUCACAUUCAGGUUUGGUUCCGCAGUCUGGAAGUGACUCCAACUCUAGGUCAGCGAAACCUUUUCGUUUGAAGACUUUGUUGGAGACCGGUGAUCAGAGCAUGGAAAAUCGGGAAUUGCAAGAAAUUUGUGAAUUCGCGCGCUACUUCAAAUUUCGACGUCUCACUAUGGGCCUUACCCAAACCCAGGUCUGCCUAUCUCUGAAUGAGAAGGAAGGUUCGGUGUACAGUCAGAGUGCCAUUUGCAGAUUUGAGAAGCUGGAUGUCACAGCCAAAUCUGCAAGACGUAUGAAACCGGUCUUAGAACGAUGGUUGGCUGACAAGGAAUUGGAAGCUUCACUUUAUGAAGGAUCGGAUGGAAAGUUGCGUUACUUAAAAUUUCAAAGCAAUUCCAUUCGAAGAAGAAAACGACGCACAUGUUUCAGUCCUCGAGCUCUGUCCUGUUUAACGGAUCAACUACGAAGAAAUCCCUAUCCAACAAGUAUGUAUAUGCAGUAG